This is a messenger RNA of Callorhinus ursinus (northern fur seal), 952 nucleotides long. RefSeq names its product late endosomal/lysosomal adaptor, MAPK and MTOR activator 5 (gene LAMTOR5). The record is from RefSeq and is a predicted model, not a curated record. Gene Ontology annotation, molecular function: guanyl-nucleotide exchange factor activity. Gene Ontology annotation, cellular component: cytoplasm; lysosome; Ragulator complex. NCBI's taxonomy places the organism in Eukaryota, Metazoa, Chordata, Mammalia, Carnivora, Otariidae. Gene Ontology annotation, biological process: cellular response to amino acid stimulus; negative regulation of apoptotic process; positive regulation of TORC1 signaling.
AUGCUCUUGAAUGAGAAACUGACCAAGUUUACAGACGUUAAAACCGAGGCCGAGAAAGAGGAAAUCCGUAACAGUCAGUCUCGGAAUCGGCUGAAUGGAAAUCCAAAGGUUGACACCGCUGAGACACAGUGCCAGGCCGGAACCGAGGCCCUGCAGGCCAGCUGCACACCUCUCCCCCCGCGGGAAUCACUCGCGCCACCCGGUUGCGGUUCGGGGCGGCGGGGGCGGAACGAACUCGUCCAAACACAACGCGGAGGUUGCCCGGCGAAGUUUGUCCCUUUGGAGGCGCCGUCCCCCUCGGCGCCCGGUUCGGGUCACGUGAGCGAGACGCACUCCGGGCCUGGGGCGGAGAAGGAGGUGACGAGAGCUGCGGGAUCCCGGGCCCGGCGGACGGCGGGCGGGAUGGAGGCCACCUUGGAGCAGCACUUGGAGGAUACAAUGAAGAAUCCAUCCAUUGUUGGAGUCCUGUGCACAGAUUCACAAGGACUUAAUCUGGGCUGCCGUGGGACCCUGUCAGAUGAGCAUGCUGGGGUGAUAUCUGUUCUAGCCCAGCAAGCAGCUAAGCUGACCUCAGACCCCACUGAUAUUCCUGUGGUGUGUCUAGAAUCAGAUAAUGGGAACAUUAUGAUCCAGAAACAUGACGGCAUCACUGUGGCAGUGCACAAGAUGGCCUCUUGACGGCUUAUAUCAGUUCUCCAGCAGCCUGUCACCAGGGCUCAAUCCUACCUGUGUAAAUGAUCUUGUAGAACUAUGAAAGUCCCAGUAGUUAGGCCAUUUAUUUAGUGUUGUAUUGGGCACAUUUCUAUUAAUUUUAGAGUAAGCUGCUUUUUGACACUCAGUGGACUGACUUAACCCAAAUAUUAGUAAGAAAGGAUCAUGUUUUGAAGCAGCAGGUCCAGGUCACUUUGUACAUAGAGUUUUCUUAUGUUCAAUAAAUCUGGUCAGAGGAAAG